UUAGUUGGAAAGUUCACUUCGUUAGUGGUAAAAAUUUAAUUGAUUUGGAUAGGAAUAAAACUAAAUUAACUAAAAACAAAUAAUGGCUACAGAACACAAAUUUAAAUUUGCCAUCGACAGGGGUGGUACUUUUACGGACGUUUUUGCAAAAUGCCCCAACGGAAAGAUCCGGGUCCUCAAACUACUCUCAGAGGAUCCACAGCAUUACAAAGAUGCACCCACAGAAGGUAUUAGAAGAAUACUACAAGAGGAGACAGGCUCCGCUUUGGAUGGAGACGGAAAUGUAGACAGCUCGCUCAUAGAAUGGAUUCGUAUGGGAACAACCGUGGCAACUAACGCCUUGUUGGAGAGGAAAGGAGAACGGAUGGCGUUCGUUACAAACAGCGGAUUCGGCGAUAUACUACUUAUUGGAAACCAAGCCAGGCCCAAAAUAUUUGACUUGAACAUUCGGCGUCCCGACGUCCUCUAUUCGGAAGUAGUGGAAAUUGACUGCAGAAUAAUACCGGUGCUGGAUGGCAAAUGCCAAUUGGGAGAACGCGACACCGCUAACUGGAAAACCGUCGACGGAAAAACCGGGGAAAAGUUUUAUGUAACGAAAGAAGUAAAUUUAGAGGAAACAAGGAACAAAUUGGCCGCGCUGAGGGCGAAGGGGAUUGACAGCAUUUCCGUUGCGCUCGCACACAGCUACGCUUACUACGAACACGAACUUUUGAUUGGACAAGUCGCACACGAGAUAGGUUUUCAACAUGUUUCUUUGUCCCAUCAAGUAAUGCCCAUGGUAAGGAUAGUCCCAAGGGGGUUCACGUCUUGCGCAGACGCUUAUUUAACUCCACACGUGAAAAAAUACCUUCAAGGGUUUUCCAGGGGGUUUAAGAACCAAUUGGAUGGUACCAGGGUACUUUUUAUGCAGAGUGAUGGUGGGCUCACACCCAUGGAUAACUUUAAUGGGUCCAGGGCUAUUUUGUCAGGACCAGCAGGUGGCGUGGUGGGUUACGCAGUGACAACAUGGCAAAAAGAAACCGAUCUUCCGGUGAUUGGUUUCGACAUGGGCGGAACGUCAACGGACGUUUCCAGAUUCGCGGGAAGUUACGAACACGUGUACGAAAGCACCACUGCAGGAGUCACCAUACAGGCCCCCCAACUUGACGUAAACACAGUGGCUGCCGGCGGAGGCUCAAUGCUAUUUUUCAGAUCUGGUAUGUUUGUGGUUGGUCCUGAGUCAGCAGGAGCACAUCCUGGACCAGUCUGCUACAAGAAAGGAGGGCCUCUAACUGUAACAGACGCAAAUUUGGCCUUGGGAAGGUUGUUGCCUGAAUAUUUCCCGAAAAUAUUUGGACCCAACGAAGAUUCACCCCUCGAUAAAAAAGAAACCCUGAAAGAAUUUGAGAAGUUGACCAAGGAAAUAAAUGCGUUUUUGUCAGGGCAAGAACAAAACAAAAAAUCUAUGUCAAUAGAAGAGGUAGCUAUGGGUUUUGUUAGGGUAGCAAAUGAAGCCAUGUGUAGACCCAUUAGAGCUUUAACUCAAGCCAAAGGAUAUGACACCGCUAGACAUACUUUGGCAUGUUUUGGAGGCGCUGGUGGUCAACAUGCUUGCGCUAUUGCCAGAUCUUUGGGAAUGAGUACUGUUUUCGUACACAAAUAUGCUGGUAUUUUAUCUGCAUACGGAAUGGCCUUAGCUGAUGUAGUACACGAAGCUCAAGAACCGAGCGCCAAAAUUUACUCGUCAGAAAACUUCGAAUUCUUUGAAGAACGCUUGGACAUCUUGGGGGAACAGUGUAAAAAAGAACUACUAAAACAAGGCUUCCUCGAAAAAAACAUCGUUUUGGAGCCUUACCUACACAUGAGGUAUGAUGGUACAGACUGCGCCUUGAUGUGCACAGGCACCGUCUCUGAAAUUGGUACUAAAUACGGGGACUUUGCGGAGACGUUCGUUCAAAGAUAUCAGUCUGAGUUUGGUUUUACAAUACAAAAUAGAAGUGUCGUUGUGGACGAUAUAAGGGUCAGAGGUGUUGGUAAAAGCGAUUUGGAUCAAGAAAAUGUGAAAGAAAUAUCCAACGAUUCGCCAGCAAUUACUUCGGUAUCAAAAGUUUUCUUUGAGACUGGAUAUCAGGACACGAAUGUCUACCACUUGGAUAAACUUUUUGGUGGGCAGGUUAUAUCAGGGCCGGCCAUAAUUAUGGACCAAUUGAGUACUGUUUUGGUUGAACCCGAUUGUACAGGAAUUAUUACUAAAUAUGGAGAUAUUAAAAUAACCAUUGGGUCAGGGCAGCUUAAGAAGAUUGGACCUGAAUUGGACUCCAUACAACUGAGUAUUUUUAGCCACAGGUUUAUGAGUAUAGCUGAGCAAAUGGGAAGGAUUCUUCAAAGGACCUCCAUUUCAACAAACAUAAAGGAACGUUUGGAUUUUUCGUGCGCUCUUUUUGGUCCUGACGGAGGAUUGGUGUCAAACGCGCCCCACAUUCCCGUGCACCUUGGUGCAAUGCAAGAGGCAGUUCAGUAUCAAAUGAAAACAAGAGACACCUUUUAUGAAGGCGAUGUCAUACUUUCCAACCAUCCUGCUGCAGGAGGCUCACAUUUGCCUGAUUUUACUGUCAUCACACCAGUGUUUUACAAAAACAGUGAAAAUCCGAUAUUCUUCGUGGCAAGCCGUGGUCAUCAUGCCGACAUAGGUGGCAUAACUCCCGGUUCGAUGCCGCCCCAUUCGAACAGUUUGGAUCAAGAAGGUGCAGCGUUUAAGUCGUUUCUAUUGGUCGAAAAGGGUAAAUUUAGAGAACAGGAAGUAACCGACGCCAUCUUGAGUGCCGGUGGAAGAAAUUUGGGCGACAAUAUUUCCGAUUUGAGGGCCCAAGUUGCAGCUAACAAAAAAGGAAUUGAUUUAGUUUGUGAACUUAUUGACCAAUACAGUUUGGAUGUAGUGCAAGCUUAUAUGACUCAUAUACAGACUAACGCGGAAAUUGCCGUAAGGGAUAUGUUGCGACAGGUAGCCAAAGACGCCCUUAAAAGAACUGGAAAAACGGUUUUGCAAGCUGAAGACUUUCUGGACGAUGGCUCGCCUAUUAGGUUGAAAGUAACUCUCAACGAAAAGGAGGGAUCUGCAUUUUGUGAUUUUACAGGCAGCGGUCCAGAAGUAUGGGGCAACUGCAAUGCACCAAAGGCCAUUACCCUGUCCGCUCUCAUUUAUUGUCUCAGAUGCAUGGUCGGUCAUGACGUUCCACUAAAUCAGGGUUGUCUAGCUCCGGUUCAGAUCAACAUAGCCAAAGGAUCAAUUCUGGACCCGAGCGAUGACGCGGCCGUGGUCGGCGGCAACGUCCUGACGUCGCAGCGCGUCGUCGACGUCGUCCUCAAAGCCUUCAGGGUCUGCGCAGCGUCUCAGGGAUGCAUGAACAACAUCACUUUCGGCAGCGAGUCCUGGGGAUGCUACGAGACCGUUUCCGGCGGAAGCGGAGCCGGUCCUUCUUGGCACGGCUGCUCCGGCGUCCACACGCACAUGACCAACACCAGGAUAACGGACAUCGAAAUAUUGGAGCGCCGUUAUCCCGUCCACGUGAAAAAAUUCCAUCUUCGUCCUGGUACAGGAGGAAAAGGACGAUUCAACGGCGGCGACGGAGUGCUAAGGGAAAUCAUGUUUAGAUCGCCAUUAACCCUUUCCGUCCUGACUGAAAGAAGGGUCCUGCAGCCUUAUGGAAUGGAAGGCGGCAAACCAGGAGCCCGAGGUCUCAAUCUACUCAUCAGAUCGGACGGAAGGACCAUAAAUCUUGGACCAAAGACCGCCGUUCCCGUUCAGCCCGGGGACGUGUUCCAGCUUCACACCCCAGGUGGCGGAGGUUACGGGUCCCUAGACGGCAUAGAGAUGGGGCAAGACGCUUUGACCCUAGAGAAAGUCGGCAACCGCGCUCCCAGUGGGACUUUUAUUGAACGUGGAAGCGUUUUUGAGUAUCGUCAGGCCCAAGAAGGAGUCUAAGUUUAUUACUUGAUGAAUAAGUAAAAUAUAAGCAUGUAAGAAUAAAUAGUGUUAUACCUAUUUGUUAUAAUAUGUUAUUAAUUGAUGAAUACGUAAAAUAUAGGCAUGUAAGAAUAAAUAGUGUUGAUGAUGUAUUUGGGGCUACUGGGUUUAAAUCCAAAAGCACCAAAUACACCUUUAGGUUUUAUAAUAUAUAACGUUUUGUAAUUUUUACUGUAUUAAUUUCAAAAAUGUAUUAAAUAAAUAAAAUUUUAACCAA
This is a messenger RNA of Brassicogethes aeneus, 4220 nucleotides long. NCBI's taxonomy places the organism in Eukaryota, Metazoa, Arthropoda, Insecta, Coleoptera, Nitidulidae. The record is from the annotation of a GenBank genome assembly.